CUAUAAUAACCGUGCUCUUGAUAAUACCGAGUUUUGUGGAGCGUCCAGGGUGCUACGUAAUCGUCUUUUCUGAUAACGACCGCGAGAUUUUACUGCUUUGGAGUUUUCAGUAUGUUCUUGAUCGGUACUUUAUCUGGAAUAUAAAGCGUCGCUCGCGUAUUAAUUAAUCGGGACCGGAAUUCCGGAUUUCCCGGCAGCCACGAAGUGUUCGCCGAGAGGCAAAAGUGACCCUUAAUAAGGAUUAGCAGCGCGACGUAAUUAAAACGCGAGCUUCUGCGAGUUACUCGAGACGUAGAAGAAUCGUGGAAGAUCACAGCCAGCGAUGGCAGCCAACGUGUUCGCUGCUUUCUCGGUACUUAAGGACCACGUUAAAUUCAAGGUCAAUCAGAACGCGGUAGCCAUUGACAAUAUCGUUUUCAGAUUACACUAUAGGAUUACGUUUUUGUUGCUUCUCGUUGCCUCGAUUUUAGUCACCUCCAGACAAUUCAUUGGAGAACAUAUAAGAUGUAUCGCCGAUACUGCUGUACCAUCUCACGUCAUCGAGACCUUCUGUUUUUUCAUGUCCACGUACACCGUGGUGAAGCAUUUGAAUGCUACCGCGGUGCAGCAAGGUGAAUUACCACAUCCUGGCGUUGGACCAGUGGCUAAAGACGACCCCGUCAUACAUCACGCUUAUUAUCAAUGGGUGCCUUUUGUCCUGUUCUUUCAAGCGCUUCUCUUCUAUAUGCCGCAUUACGUAUGGCGAAAAAUGGAAGGUAAUCGGCUAAAUAUGUUAGUUUCGGGAUUACACAUGGCAUCUUUAUUAUUGAGCGAAACGGAGGUUAAGAUAAACGACGAUGUCAAGGUACCUUCGAAAAAGGAUCGCGACGAGAAGAUACAGCAGAUUCGCACUGGCUUUAUAAACCGCUUGCAUUUGAAUCGUCCGUGGGCAUACGGACUGACCUUUUGCGAGAGUCUGAAUUUUAUAAACGUGAUCAUGCAAAUUUACUUGACCGACUGGUUCCUUGGAGGAGCUUUCCUAGGCCUUGGCCAAUCAGUCUCUGAGCCACUGUCCAAAGAUAAAAUGGAUCCACUCGACAUAGUUUUCCCUAAGGUAACCAAAUGUAUUUUUCAUAAAUACGGCCCCUCUGGUUCCAUACAAAAGCACGAUGCGUUGUGCGUGAUGGCACUGAACAUCGUUAACGAGAAGAUCUAUACGCUUCUUUGGUUCUGGUUCGUCGUGCUGGCAGUAAUAACCGGUUUGGGAUUGGUUUGGAGAAUGCUGACCAUGAUCUUUCACGCCAGAAGCACAUCAUUCAACAGAUUCGUGUUUUCUAUGGCCUGCCCUGGGAAAUACAAUCCGUGGAACGUACUCAAGGUCACUCACGAGUAUUACUUCGGCGACUGGCUAUUCCUCUACUACAUCGCCAAAAAUUUAGACAAUUACGUUUUCAAGGAGCUUCUUCAGAGAUUGGCAGAGGAUCUAGAGAACAGACGUCAUGCGCGUUAUAAAAUCUUGCCCCCAGACGUCGAGGAAGAAUUGCUGAAGAAACAAUGGGAUGAUAUUAAGCCUUCCAUAAAUUGAGGAACUUGAAUAUAUAGUAACCGUUAAAUACUCGUUCAUAAGUAGUCUCGCAAUAUGAUAGCUAAAAAAUUUUAGAUCAGUCAUAAUUUUAAAAAAAUUUUUUUUAUAAUCCGUAUUGUUUUUUAAUUUUUUUUUCGGCAGCAACUCAAGUUACAUAAUACAUUUGUCAAAUCACAGAAUUUACACAUGGAGAUAUUGACAGGAAACCAAUAUAGUAUAGCUUAAUAUGUAUAGCUAUACAAAUAUUGAACAAAUAAGAGCUGCAAAUGUGCGAUUAUAUAUUGCACGAUGAAAAUUUGCGUCAUAAUGACUUUUGAAAAAUGGUUAUCUCGCAUAAAUUAUAUGCAAACUUUAAUAAGCAGAUAACAAGCUAGAUAUAUAUAAUUUUUUGUACGUUACACAUGUGAUCGCGCGCAUUCGCGAGUAUAUUAUAACACUGCCGAACGAAAAAUUGUUCUUUUUAUAUGUAUAUAAACGUGCUUUAGCGCGAUUUACUGCAAUUGUAGGAUAAUGCGUCUUGCGUGCAUCACGUUUGCAACCGCGCUUGUGCUCGCGCAUGACAUGCAUGACAUAAACGCAUAACCGAUCAUCUUUUAACUAUCUCAUACGGAGAGCACGCGUGCAUACGUUGCGUGUGAUCGUAUACAUUGUGCACACCCGUGUGUGUACAAGCUAGCACAUAUAUAUAUACGCAAUAAAUAGUCCGUACGUUAUACCGAUCCGAUAAAUGACUCGACAAUAGUUCGGAUCGUUAAGUCGUUAAGGCCUCUGAUUGGAAUUGUACUGUGGCCUACUAUCGUGUUCGAUAAAGGUUUAGAUUUUAUGGCACUCGUUGGAGCUGUUUAUUCGAAUUAUUGCUACAUUCUGUACCUCCCAUCGAGCGUUUGAAAAUAUUGACUCGAUGACAAAGGAGCACGCACAUUUACUUUGUAUAAUAUUAUUUCUAAUGAUUAAUAUGAAUACAAAAAAAAUAAUUUUCGCGCUAAAAUCCUUUGUAGCAAAAUAAUUUUAUUAUUAAUCUUUUUUAAAAGUUUCUUUUAUAUUUGAAUAAUUUUUUAUAACAUAGCAUUUAUAUGUGUAUGUGUGCAUGUAUGUGUGUGUAUAGGAGUGCCAUAUCAAUAAAUAUUCAUAAUAAAUAUUUUUAUGAAAAUAGAUAUCUCUAGUAUUUGUAACAAUUCCAGCGAAUACGAAUUGUAACAUCUUUAUCCAACGAGGGUCUCCAAAUGAGGUUUUCUUAGGUCUCGUUACAACGAGCUUUUGUCUCCGUGCGGAUGCAUAUCUCUGACAUGAGAAGAAAUCCGAGAGUCCGGUCGAUGAAAUCGUCACUGGCCGGAACUCAUUAUAUUCUCUUGGGUCGGGAAAUGACGAAAGCGACAAGAGAGCAGAAAAAGAAUGGAAGCUUUGCCCGCGUAGUUGACGCACUUGGACUCUAGACCUGUAAACCGGUCAAACCGCGCCAAGCGUCGCUUAUUUUCUUUGUUCUCGCGUUCAAAGUCGGACGAAACCAAU
This is a messenger RNA of Formica exsecta, 3073 nucleotides long. RefSeq names its product innexin inx7 (gene Inx7). The transcript is spliced from 7 exons. The coding region runs from base 323 to 1564 and encodes 413 amino acids. NCBI's taxonomy places the organism in Eukaryota, Metazoa, Arthropoda, Insecta, Hymenoptera, Formicidae. The record is from RefSeq and is a predicted model, not a curated record. Gene Ontology annotation, cellular component: plasma membrane; gap junction. Gene Ontology annotation, molecular function: gap junction channel activity. Gene Ontology annotation, biological process: phototransduction.